Cryptomeria japonica (Japanese cedar) is the source of this 2966-nucleotide messenger RNA. RefSeq lists its product as uncharacterized. The record is from RefSeq and is a predicted model, not a curated record. The transcript is spliced from 11 exons. Gene Ontology annotation, molecular function: damaged DNA binding. Gene Ontology annotation, biological process: DNA repair. Bases 127 to 2319 code for a protein of 730 amino acids. Lineage: Eukaryota; Viridiplantae; Streptophyta; Pinopsida; Cupressales; Cupressaceae.
UUGUUGAAAAAGAGAUUUUAAUAUACGAAUCAAUGCGAGACAUAAGCUUUACAGAUUUGCGCGCGGGCUUGUAAUUUUUCUUCCCUCCCAUUCUCUGCUGAAGUUAAGCGAAGUAAAUUUUGGAGCAUGGGAGAGCAUUCUGUCCCACAAGUGGACUGCAGUCGUAUCAUCGCCCACUUUGAUGUGGACUGUUUUUAUGCACAGACUGAAGUACUUAAACAACCACACUUGAGAGAUCGACCAGUUGGAAUUACACAGAAGUUUUUAGUGGUCACCUGCAACUACUUGGCUCGUCAACGCGGUGUACCAAAGAUGGCAUCAAUUGAGGAAACGCAAAGGAGGUGUCCUGACAUAGUCUUGAUCAAUGGGGAAGAUCUUACACCAUAUAGAGCAGCUAGCAGAGAGAUAAUGAAUGUGCUCAGGCGGUUUGGUACACUAGAAAGGUCAGGAUUGGAUGAAUGUAGUAUAGAUAUCACAUCUGAGACCAAAAAGCGUGCUGCACUAGGGUCCUUUCCCAAUCACUUCGUGGGUUUUGUAGUAGGCUUUGAAUCUGUAAAGGAAUUUGAAAAGGAGCAUAUGAAAGAUGAAACUACUUCAACAGGAUGCAACCUUGGACACCUGAGUCCAUAUUCAGCUUCUGAAAGCAAAUGCGAAGGGGUCAGUGCAUCUGCUAGGAAUAUUACUUCAGAGAUUGAGAAUGAGUUCCAUAGUGUUUCUUCUGAUGGCAGGAAUCUGCUUAUGGUUGGAAGCCAUUUAGUAGCUGAAAUUCGUGCAAUUGUGGAGGCAGAGACUGGUUUUCAAUGUUCCUGUGGAAUCUCCUACAAUAAAAUGCUUGCCAAGAUGGUAAGCUCAGUUAAUAAGCCUAAUAAACAAACGUGCCUUCUUAAAUCAGCUGUACUUGAAUUUCUUUGCCCACUUUCAGUGCGUAAGCUACCUGGUGUUGGACAUCGGACAGAAUCCAUGCUCAUGGAGAUUGGAAUUCAGACAGUAGCUGAUCUUCAAAUCUGCAGUCUGCAUGAGUUAUUGCAAAUGUUUGGUGAGAAAACAGGUCGUUUCCUAUUUAAUGGAUGCAGGGGAGUUGACUUGUCACCUGUAAGGGAUAAAGGACCACAGAAAUCUGUAUCUGUUGAAGAUUCCUUCCCUCCAUGUACAUCUUUGAAGAGAAUAGAGUGCAUAUUAUCAUCAUUGGCAUUAGAUUUCAUGGCUAGGCUAGAUGAAGAUAAAAUGGAAACUGGGCGGGCACCACGGGUGUUUACAAUCAAAUGGAGGCAAAAGGGUAGUGGGAAUUUUACAAGCGCAUCAACUCAAAUGCCUUCGGAGCUGCUAUCAACCAAAUGCACCAUGGAUAGGCGAAAGCAAAUUUUAGUCCAAACAGGAAUGAGCCUUGUAUCUCGUAGCCUCAGGGGGCAUUCUUUUUCAGUUGUUGUGUUAAACAUUGGUGCCACAAAUUUUACGGAUGCUAAUAGAGGCAUUUCAAGUGCUUCACAAGAUAUUCGCUCUUUACUACAGAAUUCUACUAAAAUUCAAGAAACUCAUACCUCUGGCAAGGAUGAAAUUUUGUUCUUCAGGAAUGUGGUAAAAACAGAUCAUUCAAGAAACAGCCAUGCCUGUCCAUCUUUGUUUGGCCAGAGGCUCAGUGAAGGUUCUAUAGAAUCUCCUUUAUCUGGUGAAAUGUUGUGCAAAAGCUCUCUGGAGUUGAGAAAAGCUAUCGAGGAGCAGUGCAAGAGAAAUGAUAUGACCAAGUUGAAUGCAUCAUCAGGACUAGAAGAUGGCAAUGAUGAUGUCUGCAGACCUUUGAUAGAAGAUGUUGCCCAAAUUACUGUCUCAAGCUCCUUUAUUUGUAGAGCAGAUUAUUUCCAGGCAAAGAAAGAAUUAGCAGAGGAAAACUCUAGGAGGGAGGUACUUUCAUUUCCUUGUGACUUUGAGAAACAAACAGAAACUGCAGACAGUGGUAAUCUGGAAAGCAGAGCCUGUGUAGCAGGAGUAAGUGUUGACAUUGAAUCAGAUCUGGGUGAGACCUCUCCAGGUAGCAUUCAUGUUCAAGGUGGCAACAGAGAACAGGGAAGUACACGAAAGAGAGGAUUUGAGAUGGAAGAGAAUGGUGUUAUGGGGUCUUUUGUUUGUGAGAAAUGUGGACAGAAAGUGGGUUGUGAUGAACAACAGAAGCAGGAACAUGAAGAUUAUCAUUAUGCACUAGAACUGCAUUCCAAAGAUACAAAUGAGUGGAGGAAACAAAGUAACCUUUUGGCUAAGAAUUUUUAUCCAAAGAAGAGGAACCAGAAUCUAACUUUAGAUUCAUUUUUCUCCAGGUCCAAGUAGUAUGACAUUAAAGUGCUGAGGAAUUAUGUGGUUUGAAAAAUUGUUAUCUUCCAAAGAAUUUUUUUCACUGUCAGCCGACAAUUUUUGUGGUAGAACUUCUCUCCACUUGUGUGUCCAAGCUCUCCAAACAUGAUGGGAUUUCCAGAACAAUUUGGGAGUGGGCUCCAGAGUUCCUUAUGGGUUAUAUGAAAUAGGUAAGCGGUACUUGAUCAAAUGUGCUUCAAUCUGGUUUGAUUAGCUCAAUUGGUGGAUGGGCUUGGUAUAUAUUUGCCUUGAAGUGGUAGUGGUGGAGAUCACAUUGUAGAGAAUAAUUUUGUAAGUACGUUUUUAUUGCUGUUAUCCAGGAUUGAAGUAAGGGUCCUAUCAAUUUGAAGUGCCCAUAAAUUUAGCUCAAUUGGAAGAGCUUGGUAUGUAUUUGCCUUAAAGUGAUAGUGCCGGAGUUCACAUUGUAGAUAAUACAUUAUUUUAUGUUUUUAUUGAUAUUACUCAAGAUUGAAGUAAUGGAUUUUAUUGAUUUAAAAUGCCCAUAAGAUUAGCUCAAUUGGAAAGGCUUGGUAUGUAUUUGCUUUGAACUGGUAGUGCUAGAGUUCACAUUGUAGAGAACGCAUUCUGUUUGUAUGUAUUUAUUGCUUUUAUCCAAGAUUAAA